AUGUCUGGCGGAGGAGAGGUUCGUGUCCUACGCCAAGAGGCCGGACAAGAGAGCCCGAGGAUGCCGGCCUGGAAGCGUGAGAUCCUGGAGAGGAGGAAAGCAAAGGGCGGAGGUUCAGGGGGAGCCGGUUCUUUCGAUUCAAGCCCCGGUGGUGCAGGCCCGCAGCGGGUGAACGGCGACUUAACGGGAAACGUGAACGGGAGCAGCAGCAGUAGUAGUAGUGUGCCCAAGAGUGACAGCGGGCAGAGCGGCGGGUCCGGGCGGAACUACACCAUCACCACAGCCAGCCAACAUUUCUCCAACAACAAAGAGCCUCGUCCAGCGGCCCCGGAGAGGACGUUUUCGAGGGAGAGCGAGAGACAAGAGAGUCUAGUGCUACAGGAAAGCCUGGGCCCGCUGGAGGAGAACCCGUUCAUCAAGCUGGAGAAGGAGCGGAGGAGGCGGCAGGACCGAGAAAACGCCGCUCGUCCCGUGCCGCACAUCCUGGAGCUGUACGGCAGUGUACCCGGCAUACGGACUAUCCGCGCAGAGAACAUCAUCAUCAUUGAAUCAGACCCCGAUUACUUUCCAGAAACUGGAGGGUUAAAGACCGGGUCUCAAUGGCAGCAAAAUGGUGUCAGUGGUUAUAGCUCUCUGAACGACCUCCUGGACCGGAGAGGGAGUGCUGUUACAGAGAUAAGAGCCAAGGAAGUGGUAAUUUAUGACACCACGUUAAGCAAGAGCGAGGAGAACUUGAGCACCCUGGGCCGCCCUGAUCAUGCGCUGUCAUCAUACGAGACAGGUCAGGGCCAAGGCAGGGUUAGCCGGAUGCUGCAGAAAUUUGACAGCAACUAUGGGAAGCUGCAGAAGAAGUCCCACAGCACAGAGAACCUGCUGGACCUGGAUUGUAGUUCCAGCUGCAGGCCAAGGCUCUGGUCUAAGCAACAGCCAGAUCUGGUGCCAAAGCCCAGGCAAAGUCCAGUGGUCAGCAGCCUGGGCAGCAGCCAACCAUCGUCUCCUGUCUUCCAGGGUUCCUGGUCUUCCAAACCAAAGCCACCCUCAGCUGUCUAUGACCCGGGCAGCCCAAAACGCUCUGCUGCUCCCUCUCAGUCUGUGUCCUCAUUCAGACAGAGGUUUGAGGAGAGUGGAGGUCGUGGGGUGACUGCCAGCCCAAGAGAUGAGCCAGACAGGGGACAAACAAAGCCCACCAGGGAGAGAGACUGGGAGGGUACAGAGGUGCCACCCAAACCUAAGGUGCCAUGCUCUCCAGAGACCCUACUUGCUCGUGCCGUGUCCCCUUCAAGCCCCAUCGCAAAGGUGUCACACUCCUCAUCUGAUUUUGAGAUCCGUCCCUCCCCAAAGCCAGACCUUUCCAGAAUUCCCGAUGGAGACAUACAGGCACGGGCCCUCGCAAACUUACGCCUGCAGUCCAAAAACUCCUUCCAAGUCAUCCCCAAGCGGCGUCCCAGCCCAACACCUUCCAGCCCCAUCAGGUCCUCCCCCUCUCACAGAGUGUCAGGGGUGACUAUGCCAGGAGUGCCAAACUCUCACGCCCCCUCGCCUAGUUUGAUGCCCUCAAAGAGGAAUGAGGAGAAACUGAAGGAGGAGAAGGAUGUAGAGAGGCCGGGGAAGCCAUAUAAGGCAGAACCCUCUCCUUCUCCAUCUGUUGCCACAAGUCCUGUGCCUCCUCCUAUUUCAGAACCCUUGUCCCCACCUCCUGCAGUAACCCCAGUUCCUAUUUCUCCACCUGCCCUAUCUUCACCACCAUCUUCACCUGCCUUCUCCCCACUUCCCUCAGACUCUCCUGCCCCAUCUCCCAUUCCUUUCUCCCCCUCUCCCCCAGCUCCUGAACAGCCUGCCACAGAUCAGCUUCCAGUAACAAACAUAGAUGACAUUGAGGUGGAGCCCCCGCUGCGAGUCCCUGUCCCCAGCCCCAUGGUGCACAGGAAAAAGGCCAACACCUUCACUGUGAUACCUAAACGCAGGCAGGAACCUGAGGGUCAGCCGAGCUCACCUGAACCCCAGCAGGAAGUCUCAAGUGAGGGUCAGCCGGGGUCCACACCCCCACAGGCCCCUUACUCUCAGCUUGGCUCGCUGCUGAAGAAACGCUACCCUGCUGUGGAGGAGAUCGAGGUGAUUGGUGGAUACCUGUCCCUGGAAAAGUCCUGCCUUGUCAAGACGGGCUCCACAGGCAAGAAGGUAAGGCCAAAAACUAACCUGAACUGAAUUGCUUUGAUGACAUGUCUCACAAUUUCACUAACAUGAAGGGGCUGAAUGGUUAAUGGAUUAAGAAGUACAUGAAAAUCGAUAAUACUUGAAAUAACUAAUCAGCAAGAUGCCUCUGAAACAGCUGGUCGUAGUGUGUUAAAUGUAAAGAUCUGCAGCUUUCUUCUUCUCAUAUCAUGUUUACUUUAUAUCUUUGGUGUAAACAUUAUCCCUGAGAUAUUUUAAAAGACAUUAAAAGUGAUUUUUUUUUACAUUGAAAAGGGCAGUUUAAUCUAAAAGGCACAAAGUGGAUUGAUAAAUACAACCUGAAUUCCUAAAGAGUUAAGAGGUUAUGUGAAGCAUUUCUAAAAAUAGAAUUUGAUGAUUUGCAAAUCAUCUGCACCCAACUUUUAACAGUUUUACUUUCAUGAUGCACCAAAUGCUUUUAACAAGUGAUAAGUUGGGACUACAGACAGGCUAAUUCAGCACCAAAACUUUUUCACCUUAAAGUCAUGCUGUUGUAAUACCUGCAAAAUAUACAUAUAUUGUGAGCACUUAUGUAUCCCUCUACCAUCAGGAUGUCAGCUAUUAAAUUGUAUGUGUGCUGAAAGCAGGUUGAGUGGUACUUCCCUCUUUAGAGCAGAGUAUGCUGUGUCUGUGAUUUCCACAAUAAAUGUCAAAUUUCAUUUUAUCAGACCAAUGGAAAGUUUGUCACAUCCCCUUCAUCUGUCUUAAGCAGGCUCCAGGUUCUCUUAAUCUUGAACCAUAUUAUGUAUUGUAGAUGAUGAAAUCCCCAAACUCUUUGCAAUUUUAUGUUCAGGGACAUUAUUCUGGGACCCUCACAGAAUGAUGAACCACCUCCCAUCCUUAAAUCUGAGAAAUUCACCUUCCCUGGAAUGGUUUUUUUAGUAUAACACAGCUUUUUCAGUGUUUGUUGCCUUGUCCCAACAUUUUAGAAACAUGUGGCCGCCAUAAGAUUUAUUAUGAGCUUAUAUUUUCAUAAAAAAGUUUUCAGCUUCAACAUUUUAUUUGUUGGAAAAACAGGUUUGGAUGAUUUGAAAACCAUCAACUCUAUCUUAAAUUAACAUAUUACCUCGUGUCUCAGCUGUGUAUUAGGGUUGUGCUAAAAAUAAUGAUUUUAUGCAGAUGUUUUGCAGCCCUGGAUAAGAAUAAAUAUGCACAGUCUGGUUAAUGCUCUAAGUAGGUGCAUUAUUUUGUUCUUAAAACCCUCAUGCGUAACAUGUGCCAAUUCUUCCUGAGGGGAUCAUUAUAGUUUCCUCUGAUCUAAAUUUAGUAGUCAAACAUCACACAGGAAAGGCUCUGCUUCACUUUGCCUUUUUUCUCCCUGUGCGCCUGUUCUUUUAUUGUUCAUUAUCCAGACUGGCACACUCCAGUCACCUGAGCUUUUCAGGUAUUCAGGCUAGCAUUUCCACUCAUGGCUAAUCCUCACAGUUAUUUUCCUGAGCUGUGCUGUGAGCGAAUGUGUCUGCUACUCUAAACAUCCCAUCACUUGACCCGCUCUCAGACCUGGUGGAUGGAUUAAAAGCAUGUGUUUACUCAGCCACUUGGACCGACACGCAGAGUUUUUUUGCCUGUAGACUACCGUCCCACAAAGGAAUGUUAUUUGUCGCAGAGCGCAUUAUUGGGUUAGGUGGCCCUUCAAGCCUAUUGACUGAACAAUCUCAUCAAGGCUGUAUUCAAUUCUCAGGAUUUGGCAGGGGGAAGGAUUCGGGGCUGGCUCCGACCUGUCCUCGACUCUCAGGAACAUAUUGAUUGCUUCUACAUUAAAUCACUCUAACCCUGGUUCUUGGAUCAUAAUUAAAUGACGGCAAAGUUUGUUUUUUGGGCAUAAUAGCUAUCUCGCCAUCAUUAUCAGAUAUCUGAUGCCUAUUGGCCAAGGUCUUGCUGCAAAGUGCCUCUGUUUUAUCUGCAAAGGGAUUAAUUUGAUACCAGAAAAUGUUUCUAAUUAAUUUGCUGGUAGCUGCAGGCUGCUUUCAGAUUCAUGGGUGUCACACAUUAUUUUCAGCAUGGUGUGUUUAUGUCUCUCCUGACAGCACAAGAUCUCUGCCUGUGGCAUGGAUUUUUCCUUUAAAGCUCCUGUGAGGAGUUUUUAGCUGGUUAGGAAUCAGACUAAAAUUGAUAACGAUGUUUCUGUGUGACCUAAAAAAACCAAACCAGACCAUUAGUAAGAGUUCUUUCUACUUCUACAAACUAGAUUUUAAUGCCCACAUUUGCUGCCAAUGCGUCAGUGUCUGUGGAAGCAGUUUAGAGGCUGGCAUUGCUUUUACUUUGAUAUAAAAUAUUCACAGUUAGUUUGAGAAGAUCACAGAAUGAUUCUUUUCCAGAAUAUAACAACCCCGAUUCACAUAGAAGCUGUUACACUGAUUGACAAGUGGAAGUUGAUGGUUUGGAAAUCAUUUAAAUCCAGUAUUCAAGUGAGAAAAAUAGUGUAUGCUUUUAAAAUUAUGCCAGUAACCAUUUCAAAAAUGAGCUGAGGAAGGGACAGGGACAAUAAAAGGAGAAAAGAUGGCAAAAGAAUCACCUCUCUUUUUGGAGUAAUGUUCCUCUGGCUUCCUCAGCUUCCCUCAGUGUAGAGUUGGGAAAAAAAAGAGGAAAAAAGAAAACAAGAAAAUGUCAUUACUACAGUGCAUAAUAUCAGCAAAGGUUUCUGAAAAUCUGGAGAAAUCGCUGUACAAAUCUCUUGAUGGCUGUGAUGUUUAGGCCCCCAGUCAGCAUUGCAUUAAAAACACAAUUUACUUUGUAGUAGAAAUGACUGCAUUGGCUCAAAAUCCCUUCCAAGAAUCACUGCCGGUGAAUACAAUUUAUCACUGCACCCACAAAUGCAGAUUAACCCUCUACUACGCAAAUAGGAAGCCAGAUAUGUUCAUGAUUCAGAAAUGCCAAUAAAGAAAAAAUGGAGAAGUGGCUAACUUUCAUAUGGUCUGAUGAGUCGAAAUGUGACUUUAUUUUUGGAAAUCAUGGAUGCUGCAGCUUCUGAUCAGAAGAGGCGAAUGACCACCAGACUUGUUAUCAGCUUACAGACCAAUGGUUUUGUGGUGCGUAAGUGUUCAUGUAGCUUUCACAUCUGGAAGGCUCAAUUAAUACUGAACAGUAUAUGCAGGUUUUGGAGCAGCAGAUGCCAUCCAGACAAUGACUUUUCAGGGAAGACCUUCAUAUUUCAGCAAGAGGAUGACAAACCACACUAUGCAGGGAUAACAGCAGCAUGGCUCUGUAGUAGAAGAGCUCUGCUGCUAAUAUGGCCAGCGUGACAUUCAGCGAGAACAUUUGGGGCAUCAGGGAAAAAAUAUGACAAAAAAAGCCCCUGAACUGUUGAACAGCUGAUCUUAUAGCCAAUCUUAUAUAACUAAAGCUUCCUGAUAGUUGAGUUUGAAGCAGAGCUGUUGUUUUUGGUGGAUUGGAUUGCCCUGGUGUUCAUAAUGUUACGGCUGGUCAUAUGACAGAGAAUCAAAAAAAUCUUUAGUUUAUAACAUGUAUAGUCUUUAUUCUACUUUUAAUUAAAUCAAGACUUUAUUAAAUUAUUUGAAAACCAUAUCUUACUGCAUCUCAUUAAGGGGUUGUGAAGACCAUCACAAACUAAGAGUUCCUGCACAGUAGCUUUGAGUACAGUAAAAUGCAGGUAACAGGAUAAUGUAGGUUCAAAGGCUCAUUGUGAAAAGGAUGUAACCCCUCCACCAGGACAUGGAUCUCCUUUCCUUACCUCUUAUACUACAGUACUCUUCAUUUAACUAUUAGGGUGCAUUAAGUUACAUCACAGCACUUCCCUUUGUGAUCCACAAAUCGCCACAUCACCUCGAACGCUGGGUGUUUUGGCAGCUCUUCAAUGUAGGCCGUUGCUCAGCCUCUUAGACUUUGGCCCGCAGUCCCUUUUCUUUGACCUGGCCCACUGUAAUCUUCUGCUCUCCAAGUAAAUCCAUCCAUCCUUUUACAAUCAGGGCAAGAAACUCAGGCGACUCGUGAUUUUGUCAAGUGCAAAUGGUGACUGCCUGAUCCGCAGACUGCAGCCAGCUUGAAGCUGUGUGGCAUUAGUUCAUUUCAGGUCCUGAAGUUCAGUUCUUUAUGGGAACUUGGUAAAUUUUCGGUUUAUUACCCAGCCAUACUUUGACCUGCACUGACGCCCAGCAAACAACCAAUGUUCUCACUCAUUCCAGCACUUGUUAACGUCAUGGGCAUCCAUAUAAAUCACUUGGUUACUUUAUACAGAUCAUGAGCUCUGACGACGACACAAUGAGUUCUGAUUCAGUUAGAGACAGCUCGUACAGGACUGUUGACGAAGAUUAAACAUCAAGUAUUUGAUGACAUCUGUGCAAAUCAUUCGUGGUUAUUCGUGAAGGUCCUGCAGUGACGCAUUGCUCCAUCCUCCUUUCUGCUCCUCUUGUCUCUUUGUUUCUUCAUGUGGGUGUCACAUUUGCUGGACACUGUGUGGUAAAAGUAGGAGGAGUAUCUGACUUUCCAGCAAAGAUCCAAAUUAUAAAAAGUGUAAUUGUAUUUAUUUAUACAUGUUGAAGUGUUUAUAAGAGAACAAAAAUGAACUCCAUCUACUGCCUAUAAAUUCCUGUAUUUUCUUGUUUUGCAAUAUUUGUCAGAAAAGAAAAAAAAAAAGUAUUAUUUUUGAAUAUCAUGCAAACUGAUGUCAAUGCUGACGAAAGAGAUCGAUAGAGAUGAGCCACACCAGCUGUAUGAGUUUUUUCAUUGGUUUUUGUCUAUAGAGAUAGACUGAUUAAUCUGUUGGGCUAAUUGAUGGCAUUUUGAAGUAAAAGACAUCAGCUAUUAUCUGGGCUCAUUAAGCUUUUUAAAAAUAUCAACAAAUCAUGUGUGCAGAAACUGCAUACAGCCUUAUCGCUUUAGCUGCUGUCAAAUAUCAUCAACAUCCCUUUCAAUGACAACACAUAAAUGAUAGCAGAUCAAAUCUAACAGACACUGACACGUGUUUGUUCUGAUUUAUAGAAUAAUGGCCUUUGGUAUGGCUUUUAUCUAGAGAACAGCCAAAUAUAGAAAUAGAAGUUCUGAAAUACUGCUCAAACAGAGCUUUAGAUAUAUGUUUCGAUUUUCACUAAUUGUGUUUUCAGGCCCAGAAUGUUUUGCUGCACUGGUUCUGUAAUAAAAAGCAUUCAUGCAGCAUUUUUCCACAUGUUCUUGUAAUUCAGUGAUAUAUUUUUGGUAUCAGAGGAAACAUGGAUUUUUACUAGAAUUUAAAAUAAAGUUCUGCGGGUGAAAGCGGUACUUGCCCGCAGAACAUGACCUUUAUAAUACCAGAUAUUUAGACCACUUCUUUGUUAGUAAGCCAGACCUAUGAAACCCUGUUGUGGUGAAAGCACUCAUAUUGUGUGCUUCUGUGCGUUUAGACUGCCACUGGCUGCAGCUAUGAGACGUGAGCACAUCCUGCCUUUUGUCCUCUUAAACCGAACACUUUCGCCCUUUGUUGUCCCUCUGCUCUUCUUGGUCAUCAUCAAGGCCCAGAUUUUUUCCCCCUUUUAUUUUCUGGGCAGGGCCGUGUAGGCAAUUACAAAAGCAUCGAGGCUUGGCCUGGCCUGUAUAAUUUGUGUGGAAUUUUUUGUUCAGUGCCGCUUCUGUGUGAGGGCAGCCUCUGAGAAUGGCUUGGGCUCAGCAUUCUGGGUUGGGACUGGGUUUUUUAGGAGCUCGUUUUCCGACAAACCCGAAUCUUUUUUAUGAGGAAGUCGGCUGGAAAAGAAUGUUCCAUAUGUACGUCAGGGCUCGAGAACUUGACCCAAACAGAUCAUCAUCUCUUCCUUUCAGUUUGCCAAAAACAAGUCACUCUUUCUACGCUUCCUUGCUGCAUGUUCUGGUUUUUAAAAUUACAAGUGUGCUGAAAGCUGGACCACAUCCAGCGCAAUCUCCUGUACCCUUAUCGCUCCACAAGCACCACUCUGCUUUGUGUUUUCCCCCUUGUGCCCACAGUGCACAGCUUUAUUCUUGUGCGGUGAUGGUUAAUAAGGCCUGUCCCCUUGCUUCCAGCUUCCUGUGAUCUCCUCCUCUCUAUUGGGGAAGGAAUUGUGGAAGAGCUAUGUAGGUCAAGUGCAGCUUCUUGCACCGCAUCACUCUUUCAUUUGCAUAAAGUCGACUUGGGCUUUCGAGUGAAAUGCACAGGCCAGGAUUGACACAGUUUUCACAUACACUUUGAUUGGACUGGGCUGUCUUAACUUAACCCAGGCAGAAUUGAUGGAUGGACUCAUUUCCUCAUGGCAGACAACGCCACUCUUUGUGGAGGAGAGUCACAGCUGGCAACAAGACAGGGAGGGAGGCGGAGUGGUUUGUGUGUUGAGGUCUCUGCUCUCUGCGGCCAGUUAUUAUGAGGAAAGGGAGGGAGGCUUAUGUGUUUGUCAGCAAAACAUCUAAAGAGGGACAAAGGUGGAGGUUUGAAGUGCUCUCUGCAUCUCUCAGUUCAUCUUUUGUGUAUUUGCAUGAAGGAACCAUUCAGAUAUGAUUCUCUUUAAGUGCAGCAGAGAUAGGAUUCUGUUGGGCUCAUCUUUAGAGACGCACAAUAUUGUUUUUUGGAUAUGCAGAUAUUUUCAAACUCAUUUUGGCUGAUACUUACACCAUUACCAUUACCAAUCUAAGAACACCAUUAGCCUUGCAGAAACCUGUAUAUUUCAUCAGGCUAAAAAUCUAAAAAAAAACAAAGAAUUGUAUGAUUUUCUUACUUCUGGCAUGUUAAAGUGGGUUAAUGUUAGGCUUAAGCUUUCAUUGCAUGUGCAUCACUAAGGCAUCAUCAUAUCAGUAGAAUUUAAUAUCUGCUGAUAUCAAUAAUUCACUUUUUAAGCUUAUAUCUAAUAAUAUUCACAUUAUGCCAACAUUAUUCUCAGUAUGUUGGAUUUUGGCUUCUAUCCAAUAUGCAGAUACUGUCAUUUUAAGCUCAUUUUGGGGAUACUGUAUUUGAAAAUGAUGUUCUAAAUGUCUCUAUGAGUUAUCAGUGAAUGGUUGGCCCAUUGUUUAGCCUCUGCUUUUCUUUUCUUCAGUACAGGGGGUUGGAGAAAAAAUCGAUGCAGCAUAGUAUUGCGAUAUUUUGUCUGUUGAUAUAUCGUAUCGUCUCAUUUAAUCGCAAUAAUAUCAUAUCGUGGCCCAAGUAUCGUGAUAAUAUUGUAUCAUGGGGCAACUAGUAAUUCCCACCCCUACAAGUAAUGUUGGUUUUUGCACAGCAUCAGUCUGUUUUCUUUACGUCGAAUACAAGAUCAUAUAAGAUGAUCCAGAAUCCUGUGUGAAGUAAUGUUGCUCCAUCUGCCAAACAUGGUAAUCGUAAUAUCAUCUUGUUGCCGUUGUUUUCUAUCAUUGUCUGAGCUUUAAUUCUGCUUACUUUUAUUCUCAGUGGAAGCUGUCAGUCAAACUGGCACAGAGUCAGAUGAACCAGCUGGGCUUGGAUAGCUUGAAAAAAGUUGAUCUUAUCAUAGUUAGUGUGAUUUCUGUUGGUGAAUACCUUGGAUGACCUCCAUAACAAAGCUCAAUCUAUCACAUUAAUAAUUGGAAACAAUUCUGAGCUUCUGGGCGGUGUAGUCGUUCUAAAUACUGUUGCAAAACCAUUUUGUAAUCAUGGAAACAGCUCUGGCUUUGGCAUCAGGGUGUUGGCAUUUUCCUUGAUGCAAGAGACAGUGAGUCUAGAAGCAGACUUAACUGAUAAUGCCUGUUAUAAAUCAUUACAUUUAGAACUGUUUCAAAGGAUCUUCCGUACGUGGCACUGACAACUCACCAGUACUUAUGGUUAACUUAUCACCUCUGUUGAAGUCGUGUAAUGAGUCAGGUGAACCAGAAACAAAUCCGGACCAGUAGGUAAUAAUCUUUUUUCCAAAUGCAGCAAUAACACUGACUGUAGUACAAUGCACACAUUGUUGAUGUGUAAUAAUUCUGUGCAAAGUUGCUACAAGCUGUUAAAUUGCUUGCACAGGUAGGUCUGGGUGAUAUGGCCUCAAAUCAAUAUCCAAGAUAUAUUGGUCAGUUCACCUCGAUAACGAUAAAUGGUCGAUAACUACUCCACAAACUGUUCACCCCCUCCCACAUUAACUUCAUCUACCUCAGCCGCCACUCCAGCCGAUACAACUUUUGAACUGUCCUCCAUCUCCUGAGACCAUAGCUGAUACACACACAUCCAAAACAAACUUUUGUUUAUUUAUUUGACACUGAAUAUAUUGACAUGGGCAAAAUGAUGUUGGUUAUUGUCGUACAUUUUGGUAUUGGUGAAAUUUCGCUUUAUCGCCCAGCCCUAUGCACAGGUAUCAACUGAGGCUUAAGUUUCCCACUCUCUCCCCUGGUUUCUUGCUCUAUCCACUGUCCUGCUUUUUAACAAAGGGGGUGAAAAGUCUCAGAAAUAAACUAAAAAAGUUAUCAGUUGAGAAGUAGAAAAAAAUAUCCAUGGGUAAGAGGAUUUAUUUUGAGUUUCUUCUGACCAAUGGACUUUUCUUCCAUAUCCAUGUUUUGCAGCGGUGGCCUUUGUGCGCUGCGGUGAGUGACGUAAUCUUCAUCUCUGUAUUUUCACCUUGUGGUCAAAUGUCAUGUAUACAGCAUACAGCAGGUUAAAAUACUCCAACUUUAAUAGUUAAAAGCCGUCUGUAACACAGGAAGGCCACUGAAAGGGCACACUCCUACAUUUACAUUGUGCGCCUGGACUACAGGUGUGAAAGUCCAUUGUGUUUAAUUAUUUACCAGUCAGCAGACAUUCCCCUUCUCUCCUCCCUUACACUUCCUGAGUGCUAACCACCCCGCCCCUCCCCCCGGCUUAUUUUAAAAAAGUUUUUCUCCUGAAAUAACAGCCAAGCACCUGCUAUCCUGAGUGCUUUUUGCCUGUUUUGAAGCUGAAUUGAAGUCACAGGAGAAAUUUUUUCAGGUUAAGACAGUGUGUUUCUCCACAAUUCAUUUGUAACAGUGCAUUUUUGACUAACCCUAUCAAGUGAAUGCACCUGAAUCCAUUUAGAAAUGCUAAAUGUUGGAUUGAGCUUAUUAUCUCUGAAAUCUAAGACAGUUUCAUGGUCACUGAUAAGGGAAUGUUGGACCUGAGACCAGUUGUUUUUGAUGCAGUCUCUUGAAUCAUUUUACAUCCUUGAUGUGAAAACGAUAAAGCAGAAUUUUUGGCAAUUCUCGGCCAAUUUGAUGGCGAGCAUUCUGCACAAACAGAAUUUGGAAAUGUGUUCCUGUUUCUCUCUUCCCAAGAUAUUCUUGUUAGAUUUAAUAUUGACUUGGCUUAAACUUUGCUUUGGUUUCCUCCAACUCUAUUAUGUGCAAAAAGCUAGAUGCUAACUUUGCCCAGCUAACAUUUGGUGCUUGCCAUGCAAUAGACAAUGGGCUCAGCCAGCCAACUCAACUAUAACUGUUGAAAAGCUACUGGAAGAAAGAAAGUCUCAUUGUGUGGCAGUGUUUGUGUCUACACUAUACAACUCAAAUAGACUCUCUGUCUUUUAAAUGGUUCCGGUUUAUUCUUUACCAAUGAUGACGCUGGUGUAGUUUUUGAUUUCUGAUGGCCAAUAAUAGGUUUUAUGACACCUGAAAUAAAAUUAGAUAUAAACCUAUGAAGACGUGUCUUCACCACCAGCAGAACAUGUGACCUAGAAGCAAAAGCGAAAGUUACCACCAAUUUUUAAACUGACAGGACUUUGUACAGCAGGUUUUCGUGGCCUGAGCAGACGGAGCAUUAACUUUGUUUAUGUCAGAUGAGGAAAGAACCUUUAAUAAAACUCUAUAAACCUUCCAGCAGGUUCUCAGUCUGAGUAUUAAUCCAGAUUAUGGCUGAAUUUUUCGCCCUUUAGUCACCAAAUGAAAUAUUAAACCAAUUUUGUAUGAGUCACGUGAAAAUCACAGUUCUUUAUUUACUGUAGAGGUUUAGUCUAAAGGUGUGAGCUGCCGUGUUAAAAAUGCUGACCCCAGCUAAUUUCUGGAUAAUCUGAGAACAGUCUGUAAAGUGAAGUUGAGGCCUUAACCUAGCCACCUGACAAACGAACCAGCCACACCAAUGAGAUAAUGAGGUCUUAAAAUAAUAAGCUAUUACACGAAAUCACCCAAAAGAAAUAACCAUAUUUACUCAAACGUGUUAAACCUUAAAGUGUAUCUGUAAAGAGUAGUAUUGUCCUAUAUUCUGGGAUAAGUAUGCCUUAUGGUGCUUACUACUGUGUGAGUAUGGUAGAUGAAGGGCCACAGUGAUUGUUUAUAAAAAAGCAAUAAAGAAGCAGGUUAUUCUAACCUUUUUUAAUAUUUAAACAAUUAAAAGAUUCAUAUAUGUGAACCCAUUUUAUUUUAUUUUAUUUAGUCUCAAAAGUGGACUUGUCUUAUAUUUGGACCAUUGUCAAUCAGGCUGUAAUGGGCAAAUACUAGUGUGUGCACAGCCAGAGGCCUUAGUUGCAACACUGCAUUGUUGUGACAAUUGGAAGUACGGGUUAACCAAUAGAAAUAAAAUAGUUAUGUCAGUCACUAAAAUAUGAGGUCCUUCGCAAUCUGAGGCUCAAUGUUGCGCUGUCGCAAACAACAAGGGUCUUAGAGAUGCAGUCCUGAAUCUACAGCUUUCAGGUCUGCAGGCAUAUGCUCUAACUGGACACUUGCCCUUCAGCAUUGGUCACAUUUUCAACACCGGCAGUAUUUGAUGCUUUAUUGUUGCAUGUGAUGUUGCAUCAGUAUCUCAGAGCAACUUCAUCUGAGUUCACCUUUGUGUCUUCCUUUAUUCUCUCUGUUUGUCUCUCAACAUUUCCAGUACUCUCUGUAAGCUUCUGUUGCAACCCUGUUGGGUGACUCUUGUCUGGUGAAGUAAAGUAGAGAAACUUUGGUUAGAAGAUGAGAGUGUCCUUGAGUUUAAAUCCCACCAGCAACUUCAAACACAUCAAAAUGACUUUGUCUCUGGCAGCUGUCACCUCAGAGACAGGUACUAACUUUGCUUUUAUUGAUAUCACUCAUGGUGCGAGUGUGGUUUCCUCUCGACAAACUUGUCAUUUCCUCUGAGGGGCUUGUGGCUGCAGGAUCUGAAUGUACGUGCACUUUCUCACACACGUAUAGACAUGCUUUAUUUCUGCAUUAACACCAAAACCAGAGCGCACGGUCAGAAGUUUCCCACACAGGCUGCCCUCAGGCACAUGUGCAACCCUACAAAGUCAGUGUAAUUAGAAUUCAGCCAGCAAAGCCCCGCUAUCAUAGUCAUAUUUAAUUCAGUGUUUGUGUGAGUGUGUGUUGAGUGAGUGAGUGUGUAUGUUUAGAGUGCGUGAGUAAGGAGAUGAGCAGAGGACGUUUGCAGACGGGGUUUUUAAAAAAGUUUAUAAAAAGAAACAGAGUGGGCGAGUGAAGAAAAGCAGUUAGGAGCCACUGUUUUUUGUACUGCAGUGUUUUUCCACCACCUGCAGAAUCUCUACAGAAUCAUGCUUGUUUGAUUUUGAUAUUUGGAGAGUAAAAUCUGUGAGAAAUUAAAAUGAACCCACCCGACUGUGUUGAUAACUGAGGAAAAGGUCUCAUUUCUCUCAGCACAGAUGCAAAACACAGUCUGGGGCUGUAAAAGCUGCUUUCUCUGCACAAUGUAAAUUUUAUUCAAACUCUCUCUGCAUCAGCCGUGUCUACCUGGAAUCUCUCUCCUGUCGUGUGUGACUCAUUCAUUUAAUUUGUUUUCCUGUUGACAUGAUCAAAAGCCGUCUAUCUUUACUGCUAUGUUUGUCUCUCUCUGACUGCCCGUCUCCACCUCCACUCUCUCGUUUCCCCCUGUCACAUAUCCAUGGUGCCUGUCGCCAGGGCAACCUGAGCCACGGCCAUUCUAUCCUGUCAUUAGGAUUCCAGGAUAAGGACACACACUGUCUGUCUGCCUCUCUCACACACACACACACAGACAUUGUUACAUCAGUGCUGGAUGUUAUAGAUUUUGUAAUUGGUGUAUGCGUAGUUGUUACAAGAAGCACUUUGAACCACAUAAAUGACAAACAGCAUCUAAUAAAGAUGUCUGAAUGGGUUCCCCCAUGGGCAGGUUCUGUAAUCAGCAGAGCUAAAUCAGUGUGUCUGUGGGUGGAGACGGGCACAGCUCAGCGCUCUGAUGUUAAAGGGAGCAUUGGUUUGUUUUCACAGUGCAGACCAAGGUCAGUUAUUUCAGUACAGGGUUGAAAAGUCUCAAAGCACAUUUAAGGUUUCAGUUUUCCACUAGUUUUUAAGCUCACCUGGGCAUUUCUCACUUGCUUUUGAAGAAAUCCAUAUCAAUGCAUCCAGUAUAGGCUUUGGAUGGCUGUAUUUUCACUUCAAGACAAGUCGUUUCAGUUUAGGUCCAAACUGUGUCACAACUGAGAAGGAUGAGAAUCUAAACAAGUGAGAUUAAGGAUUUUGGGUGUCCAGGAGUUUGUUUUUCUUGUUGCCGUGGUAUUAAAACAAGUAUUGAUGGCAUUUUCUUUUUACCAUAGACUGUGGACAUAAUCUCAAGGAUGCCGCACAUUUGUUUCUAAAGCAGCGUUUUGAAGCCUACUGAUGGUCAUCCACGUUUUGGGAGUGCAGGCUCAAUCUAUCUGCUGGUCGACCUUACUGAAGGCAAAGUUGAGGUGCAACAGCAAAUGUUUGUUGCCUCAAAUAAUGAGAGGGGUCUGGCUGCAGACCUCCACUGUCAGGACCCACCUCCACUGAGAGUACCCAAGGUGACGUUAUUUCUCACUCUGUCCAGUUUGUUUGAAGUGGUCAUCCUGUUCUGUAUUUUGUCUUUGUUAAACCACAAAUCAUAUUAACAUUAUAUACGUAAAAUAAAGCCCCAAGAAAUAAAAUAUAUUCACAUGAAACUAAAAAUAGGUACUUCCUGGUGUAAUCGCUUUUAUUUUGAAAGGCUUCAAAUCAACUUCCGGUCCGCUCAGUGGAGAUGGGUCCCCACGGUGGAGGCCUGCAACGAAGGGUCCUGACAGUGGAGGUCUGCAGCCAGACUGUCUUGUAAAUAAUAAUUAACUUAAUGAAAAGAAGUUUUAUAUUCAGGGUUUUACUGCCUGUUACUCUAAAUAGAGAUACCUGAGUGUGCUCUGAUUUUCAUUAACUGCUGCUCCUGCGUUUGUUUGCACAUAUAUGCAUAUAGACAAAUAAGUUGAUUGUUUACUUACUAUUGAAUAUUCCUAUAAAUAUUAUUAUCUCCUCUGUAGGUGCUCUCCAUGCUGCCAGAUAUGCGAAUCUUUGCCAAAAGCUACCUCGUAUCUGUGUCAGUUGUUUAUUUAACUCCCAAAGUUCAGUGAAACAGUAACCCUAUCAACGCCCAAAAUGCAAUUGACUCUUUAACCUUUUACUGCUGGUUAAAGAAAUGAUGAUAAUGAAUCACACCCUUUGGCUUUUAAAACAUAAGACUCUGCCAAAUGGAGCAAUUAAUGAUUUGAGUUCAGUCAGUGCAGAAGCAUUUCCUCAUACUGAACCCUGAAAACACAAGAUAUCCUCUCCAAUUGUUAAGGGAAACUGAAAUCCUUAUCAAACAGUGAUGCAGUCCUCAAACUAGAAAAUAGGGAAUAAAAAGUUUUUGAAAAAUUGAAAAAGUUGAUUCACUAAUUAUUUGUCCCUGUUGGACCUCCUUCAACCCAUACAACAUCAGUCCUGCCCUUUGUCUUGAUUGUAGCUUUCCAGACACACCCCAUCGUCUCCACUUUUAUGCUUAAAGGCCCUAAAAGCUCCGACAAUGACAGCGUGGAUUGCUGAUAGGUUUCGAUCUCCACCCUGCUGGUAUCACCUUUCAAACACAAAGUGUGCAGUGUGUGUGUGUGUGUGCAAUCACAUACAUCUGGUUGUGCUUGUUUCUGUCAGCUCUUCGGUGAUACAGAGAAAUAUUGGCAGAAGCACCUCCACUGAUGCAGGUCUCUUUGUGGGCUUAUUUACACAAAUACAUUUUGAAUAUCUCCUCCAUUAUAUAGUCCGUAUCGGUCAGAUUAUCCAACCCUGAUAGCGCCGGGAGUCCUAAACACCUACACACUUGUGCUCACACACAGCUACAAAGGGCAAAUUAUUAUCACCAUGACUCACUCACCCUGGAGACAUGUCAGUGUAAACACAGAUUUUUACAUAUUGCACAGUUUGCAACAACCACUACUCCUCUGAGUGCCCACAGUGGUGUCAGUGCUGAGGCACUUGUAGGGCUGGGCGAUAAACCAAAAAUUUACAGAUACCGAAAUGUAUGACAAUAACCAAUGUCAUUUUGCCCAUGUCAAAAUAUUUGGUGUAAAAAAAAAUUCAUAAAUAAAAGUUGGUUUUGGAUGUGUGUAGAUAGGCUAUGGUCUCAUGUCCCUUUGCUGUCCCAUUUAUCGGUACCAAGGUGAACUGCUCAAUAUAUCGUGAUAUUGAUUUGAGGCCAGCCCUAGGCACUUAAACAUUGAUGGUUUUAGCUGUUAAAGCAUUUAUUCUUUUUAUUAUUUUAGUGGGUGUUAGUUGGAUGUGGCGGUCUUGUGCAUCUGUUAGUGAGACAUAUUUCUCCCACUGGGCAGCAUGCCUCUGUAAGAGAUGUUCAAAUGAACUGGUUGUGCUGCAGCAGCCCCAGAGGAAAUUUUGCAGCACACUGUGGUUUGUUUGAAGUCUGAAUAGCUAGAGCCGCAGAAAGCAGCAGAGCGUGUUUAAGAGAAAAUUUAGAUUAGCAAUUUUGAUAAUUGUCCUCAUAAUUAGAGAUCUUUUUAAUUUCCAUUUCAAGUUUAAAGUAGAAAUUUCGAGAUUAAAGUCAAAAUUUAAAAAAGUCCAAAUUUCGAUUUUAUUCAUGUUGACUUUAAUCUCAAAAUUUCUAGUUUUAUCUCAUUAUUUUAAUUUGUUUAAUCUUGAAAUUCCAACAAUAUUCACGACAUUUUGUAAUCUCAAAAUUUCAACUUUAAUCUCAAAAUUUCAAUUUUUAAUCUCCUUCCUGUAUUUUUUUUUUCUCUUUACGUGGCCCUAACCCCCUUUCGUACAAAAUAGACCCAAGUCAACUGAUAAAACCAAUUAUCCUCCAGACCUCGAUUUAGCUAUUACAGACAAAUGGAUGUACAGUAACAUAGAGCAUGAAGAUUUAGCUAUAAGUAAUACUUAACAACCAAUAAAAGCCUCCUCUGUAUGGAUAGCUCAUUUUUUUAUGUGCACCUUAUUUAAUAAAGCUAUACAGAGGACUGUGUGGGAAUAAGUUUUCUGUAUAUAAUUGCAAGGAAUUAAAACUGAAAAAAAUACAAACAUAAUGUAGACUGGUUUUCUGCAGUGAGUAGAUGCAGCUACCAUGUCCUUAGGCAGUAAAGCACAGAGUGAUGUUAAUAAUAUAAAAAAUAAAAAAAAAGCAUAACAAAGCAUCUGCUAAUUUGCUCAUGCUAAAGGUGUGGUGUGACUUUUAUACACAAGCUGAUCCAGUUAGACAAUAACAGAGUUUAUUUACGCCUGUGUAAGCAGAGUCAGGAGCUUAUUUCUCCCAUGUUAGUCCUUCUGCUGUAAGGGAAUUAAGAUGAAUCCAGUGUGGAGUUCAGGUCUUUUCACCAGCAGAUAUCAGGACAACAUAUAAGUAACCAUGGAUGGUAAACGUACUAAACACCUACACAUGAGUAGGUUUAUUUUGACCUGAUUUGCUGCAUGGAUUUCAGCCAGAGGCCAUUUAGUAGGUGUUAGUGCUACUGUACCUCCUACACUGCACUGACCUUUAUCUGGAUUCUGGGUUGUUGAUUGCCUGAAGCUGUGAUGUUUGGGUUGGAGCUGGAAUCCCUGCAACCAACAAGUUAUUUAGUUGUAAGCUCACUGAAGGAAAUUUGCUGCCAAGGUGUGUCUCCUUGGCAGCCGGGAGCUUUUGGCUCCCAGUAAAUUACUCAUAAUAGCUGUGACUGUGCCAACAGGAAUGUUCACUAUGCUGCACCAGCAACUAAUGUUUUUUUUUUCAUAGUACAAAUAUUUGUACAAGUAUCCCAGUUAUUAGAAAUUCUACUAUAAAUGUCACUUGUUAUUAUUAUUAUGACUUUGUUUUGCACUCCUCCUCAUCUUGAAUGUGUAGCUUCGGGAUGCAUCUCAUGCAGCUGUGAUCUCAUCGGUGGGCUUUGAAAGGUCAGCAUCACUAAGGGUCAUCACUGCAAUAAUGUGAACUUUGAGUGCAGUGAUUUCUCCAAUUGCUCUGUGAAGCUGAGAGUAGCUUUCGAGUUGCAACACCUCCUGUAAAGGAAAACAAUGGCACAGCCUAUUAGAUAGAUUGAUUAUGUUUGUAGCAGCCUUAAAGCGUAAACAUAAUCACAGUUAUAAUCAUUCUUAAGGACUGUUACCAAGUCUUAUAAAUGCAUUUUUAAUGAUUAAAUGUAUGAGAGUUAAUUUGUAGUCCUUGACUUUUGGAGACAGUCUCAAGUAUAGACUAUGCUGUUUAUAACACUUCUACUUUGGCUAACUUUAUUAACACCAGAGCUGGCAGGUUGAUUAUCAUUGAUGAGUUGAUUAGCUCUCUGCCUAUUAGAACAUACCAUGAAAAAAAAAAUCAGGUUUUCUUUUACUGUAAUGAUGAUCUUGUUUAGUUUUUUUUUCAUGUAAUAAUAAUAAUAAUAAUAAUAAUAAUAAUAAUAAUAAUAAUAACAAUAAAAAUAUUAUUAUUAUUAUUAUUAUUAUUAUUAUUAUUAACUUUUUUUACUGCUAAUAAUAAUAAUAACUUUUAUUACUGCUUUUAUCUAGCACCUUUAAAAACAGAUGUUUACAAAGUGCUUUAACAGAAGAAGCAAACGAAGACAGAAACAGACACACGAAAAUUGACAGUAAAAAAGAAAAUGGACAGUUAAAGCUUGGCGGUUGGUGGUUGACGGCAUCAUUUCAGGAAGGUAAAAAGGAAGAAGGUGGAUAGAGGACAGAUAAAAGAGAAAGAGAAAUGAAUACAUAGAUAAUAAAAAACAAUUUGGUAAAUAAGAGUAACAAUGAAAAGGGAGGGAGAUAAUAAUACAGCAGAAGAGAUCGACCAAUUAUCUCUGAUGGCUGGUUUGUAAUCUUUACUGGUAAAUGUACUUGAGCAAAGUCGUCCGGUGUUUUUGUCACAGACAUGUUCAGAUUGUUUUUAAAACUGUGCAGCUACAGGCUCAGGUGACCUACAGAAGAAAAUCCAAAACAUUUUGUACCCAUUUAUGUAUUAUGAUUAUUAAAAAUAGAUCUGAGGUUGAAAUAUUCAGAAAAUUGCUUCAAGCUUAUUUUACUGUCGCAGCUGUUAAAGGAAAUUUGUCGAAACGCUUGUAUAUGACGUUUUAAAUGUAGGACACAAUAAAAAAUGGAUGAAAGACAGAGCAGUGUUUCUGUAACGUAACGAGAACAUCUCUUCUGUCUGAUCAUCUCCGCUUUGUUCCUCUCGGUAAGGUCUUCUGUAGUUCACAACAGUAAUCCAGUCAUUUAGCAGCACAGUGUAGAGGUACACGGCAUGCUUUGUUUGAGUACAUGCAGCUUUUAUUAUCCCUCUCUACAGGAGCUAAUGCAGCUGCAGCUCAGCUCCUCAGUCGGUUCAUUGUGGUGCUGUGCUAAUAUUAUCUGCCCGGCUGGAGAUUAGCUCUAAUCAGGCACCUGCUCAUCUCCUCCAAACAGGUACGCACAGUUAGUCCCAUAAGAAGACUCUGACAGGCCAUGUGAGGUCCAGCGUCUGCAGAAAAGUGCAUUUUUGAACAGAGUCAUCAGGUGUUACACUUGCUGCUAGUGUAAGCAGGUGCACAGCCAGUAACAACAUGACCUUAGACAACACACCUUACACCACCUGGCCUAAAGAGAUAAAUAUAGAAGCACUUCUGGAAGAGAGAGAGAGACACACACACCAUGCAAACAUAAAUGCUCUCAUGCUGCUGCACCUUCAGCUCCAUGCUAUUGUGUUGUAGUUUCACUGUUACUCAGCAGCUUUGGUGUUCAAAUAUCAGCACUGGCUCUGGCAGGGAAAUCACCUUCUGUAUGUGUGUGUUUGUGUGCUUGUGUGUGAAUGUGAUUGUGUUCGUUCAGUAGGAACCAAUUUUCACCAAACGAGGACACGCCAUGCUGGGUGGCCUGGAAAAUUUCCUGGCAAAGCUCCCAUCUCACACCAUUAGCCGAGGCACAAUCAUGAAGACAUAAUCUAAUCUGCUGACUCUCUUCUUCUUCUCUCCCUCGUUUCUUCCUUUGUCCUUUUUCGUGCCUCAUAAAAUAACACAGAGAAGAAAUAAACAGAGCUGAUGAAAGCUGAAUGAACUUUUUUUUUUAGUGUAUCCCUGGAGAAGUAUUUAUUCUCUGAGCGAGGUCUCUCUGCCCCACUCUAAUGUUUGAAGCCUGUAUGUGCUGAAGUUGUAGUAGAUCUCUACUCUGCAGGCAAUCACUGUCUCAACAAGUUGUUUAGUUUUGUAUUCAGCUUCAAUUUUUUUUUUUUUUUUUUUUUUUCCCCACUAUUUGAGGCAAACAAAAAACCACCAAAGCUUAAAUGACUUCCCCUAAUUACUUUAACGGUUUGAUUUUGAGGCAAUCUUCCUCCCCGUUUUCUUCACCUCACCCCUACACGCAUCAAUGGUAAUUUAUUAUUUAUUAGCAGCAGCACAAAAUGCAUUGGUCAGACAAUGAAGAAGAAGCAGUAAAUGGUUGUAAAUUUCACGUAAACGCUUUUCUCCUCUAGAUGCUUAUUUUUCUAGUCCUACACAUUUCAUCACAUUUUAACCUGCAGACCUUUAAAGGGCUUUAUGCUUCAGGUCAAUAAGUAACUCUGCAGCCUCUAAACAUGUCAGUGACCUCUUCAACUCUUAAACUCUUAACUUAGAGGCUUUAAGUCAGAGAGGAGUUACUCCGAUUUAAGAGAAGAUUCAAAUAAAUCAGAUUUCUGGACUUUUUUAGCACCUCUUGAAAACAAUCAUCUUAUCUCAAGGACAGGAUAUAUUUUACCCCAUCUCUCACUAACAGAAAAAUGCAAAAAUAAAUGAAGGAAGUGUGUUUGAAACAGAGACAAGUCACAAAGUGUUACUGGCCCUCCCAGAGUGUGGAAAUAUCUGAAAGUAUGCAAAUAAAACAAAAAGUGAUAAUGCACAUCCAAAUAAUGAGAAAUGUUUUGAUAUGAUUUUGUGAUCAUAUUACAACAUGAUAAAAAACCUGCUUUAGCUGCAGCAGUAAGUCACUUCCUGCAGUGUUAUAAGAUCAGUGUUUGAACAAAGAUGAGGGAGUUGAUCGUCGGCCACUCAGCAGAAAUUUCCUUCGUUUGAGUUCGAGUUGCAAUGAAACAUAAAAUCCCACCAGAUGAUUGAUGUGCAUAAAAAUAGUCACGCUCAUGCUUUGACGCACAGACACACGCUGACAAAUAAAAACAAAACCAGCAUUAUUAGUCACUUGUUGGUGGCUUUUUAAAGCUGCAAAGCUGCAGCUUCCUGCCUGAGCUCCCUGUGGUGAGUGAGGAGGACAGCAGAGCUGAGUCUGGUCUCUGUUAGCCCGGCCCACAGCCUGAGGACUGAAGACAAACCACUUCAGACUCCAUGACGGAGGCUUUUUAUCAGAGAGAUGAGAAAGAGCCACAACUGAAGCUCACAUAUGAGCAGAGGCAGGCUGGGGAACAUCCCUCUAAGCUGGUUUAUUGCUGCAGACUGACAGCUAAAAGCUGAAGUCAAAGAGAGAGCAGCAACCGAGAAGUGACACCGAACCAGAGUCUCAUGAGAGAAGAGUGCUGUUAGACCGCACCAAAAGAAAAGUAAGAGACAGUGAAAGAGGAAGCCGGCCCAGCAGCUAGCCUGAUUUAUUGAUAGACUUGCUUUUGGCAUCCAGAGACUUCCUCUAAGACAGGAUGCCUGUUAAACCGGGAAAUACUUUGUGUGGUGUAAGAACUUAGACAGGAACUAAAUAAGAAGGUUCUGGAGCUAAAAAUAGGUGGUGACUGGGACACAGGCCCUUAAGAGAUGCUAAUAUGGAGCCAGAGUCAGUUCACAUAUAGGGUAUGAUCUGUUUAGUUGGCUUCACUGCUACUUCUGCUGACUGUCAAUGCAGUCUGCUUUGAAACCUAAAAGUGUACUGCCGGUAUUUUGUGAUAAAUCCAGCCACUAAACAGUGAGAUAUGUAAGAGCUGAAACAGAAUUAUAACAGUGUGAUUACUUAAAACAUUUCCUAUUAGAGUGAAUGUGCAACACAGGAGGCUGAAUGUUGGAGAUUUUCAUCAUGAUUCAAACCAUUAUAUUUAUCAAGACUUCUUAUUUUUCAAAGAAGAAAAAGACUUAAAGAUUUUAUUUGUCAUAUUUUUUAACAAGCAACUCUCUGAGCAUUUCUUCAAGAAACGUCAGGAGAUGAAACAAAACCAUCAACAUUGGGUCAUGUCAGCUGAUCUGAUAAUCAAACUAAAAAGGUCCAAGGUCUCUGUUGGGAAUCUUUCCUGAAAGUUGUUUGACACUUUGAGGAAAGCUCAGUCUGAGGUGGUAAAAUUAACAACACGUUCACUGCUUGUAUCCGGAUUAAGCACAUUUUUAGGGAUUGGGUCGCAGCUUUUUUUGUUGCUGCUGGCUAAAAAAGAGCCACUGAAUAACAACUGUAAAUGUAAAUCAGGUAAAAAACGGGCCUAGGUUCAUUAAGCCUGAGGUUGUCUUUAAUACCUAAUGGGGUGAAGUGUUUCCUCUUACUAGUUCACCCUCUCAUUUGUGACUCCUUCAUGCUGCUGUUUGUCUGACCGAAAUCCGAGGUUAUCAAUCCGUUUCCUGGCUGAUCUCAUUAUCUCAACGCCUGCACUUAUUUUACACAUUUUAUUAACCAUAAAUUGAUAUCAACACUUAUUAAACAAUCAAAACAUCAUUAAGAAAGUCAAGUGGAUUUUAUCAGUCUGGAGUUCAGCCAGUUAAAUGAGGGUGUUCCUCUCAGAUUAAAGGUCUAGCAGAUCCUGAUUAACAGAUACUUAUAGAUCUGUAGCCUGCCUGAGGACCCUUGUCCUUAAUGUAUGGACUUAAAAAUCAGUACUCAAGUCCUUUAUCUUUGACUGUUUGCCCUUAAUUUAUAGAGCAGUGUUUUAAACCUAAUAACUCCUUUUGUAUCCGGCAGAAUAACAUGUUUGUAUGUGUAAUAAUGUUUAUUCGAAGAAUCACAUAGUUUGUUUGCGAUCUGAAAAUGUAAAAAAGAAAAUGGCAAGAUUAAAGACAACUUUUGUGUUCCAAAAAGGCAACAGAUUUGUUUUGAAAGAAUCUUAAAGUGUCUGUAAGAGUAAAUUGUUGUGUUUCAAAUGUAGAGUUUGGUUUAAUGUAGUCAUAACUGAACAGAAAUCUCAUCUACUCAUCAUCACUAACUUAAUGUCACAGCUGGAAAGGAUACAAAUCCAAACGGGGCGUUUAGAAACUGAGGUUGAGUGUGAACCCUGACUGGUGUUGCUGCUGGCUCGCGGCCUUGUGAUGGAGAUUACUGCAGAUUUAGAUCACGGCCGGCAGAGUAGAUGGAGCAAGGUACAGUUCGUAAAGAGCAGUCAGCUGACAGACAAACCUGCUGUUUAUGUGUUUGUGUGUGUUUAUGGACCGCAGUCACCAUAGCAACACAUAGGAAGAUAAGAGGAUGGAACGCCCACAUGUUGUUAGCGUAUAUGGAUGAAGACUUUUGAUUGAUGAUAUCUUGAAUGUCUUUUGUUUCAUGACAUGUACUUGAAAAGGCCCAUUUUACAGCUGCAGUGGUCAAGCAUUUUAUUAUCUUUCUUUUUAAUUUGAAGCUCGGUCUUGUAAAUAUAAUUUUCCUCUCUUUCUCGUAUGCUUAUAAUUUAAAAUCCACUGCAAAAAUAGACCUCCCCACUGGAGCGAAACUGAAGUUUUUCAGUCAUGUAUCUGAAUAAAUCAGCAUAAAUACAUGUCAUUUUAAUUUAGUACAUCUGCGUGCACAACUUAACCUCAUUUUCAGUUUGUGUUUUUAACCCCGGGGUCUUUAAGGCGAGUGGUAGUGCUUCUGAAAAUACAUGUGGGAAUCAGAGGGCUCUUUGCAUUAUAAUAAUUUUUUUAUAGCACAAAUUUAUAGCAUCUCCUGAACAUCAGUGACCAGCAGCUACUCAUAGAGACUAUUGUCAGUGUCAUUCUUCAGCUGAAUUCAUCAAGUUUGUUCCUUCUUUGAAUCAUAGAGGCAUAUCGGUCUAUUUGAAAGAAAAUCUGUCAAAUGGUGCAAGUGGACACUUGAGGCUUGAAAACUCAUGACUAAAAGUUUUUGUUAAAGGACCACAAGUCUGGAAUAUUGGCAAUCUGACAUUGAUGGACUUUUUAUUAGGGAUGCACCAGCCGAUAUUUGGAUUGGAUAUUGGCCUUGAUAUUGACAAAUUAACUGGAUAAGAUAUCUGAUGAAUGACGCCGAUCUAGUUUUCCGAUCCAGUUUUUUUUUCUUUGAAUUAAUAUCAGACACAGCAAAACAGCGAUUCUGUUUGCUCUAUAUUCCAUGUCUGUCUAUCCUUUUGCACUAAAUGUUUACAUUGAAGUCUUGCAUCUUUUUGCUGUGUGCAAAUGUGCAAUUUGUUAAUAAAUAAUGUUAAGUAAAUUUUUAUAUUUGGUGAUUUAUGACCCUUUUUUAACAAGGCUAAUGUCAAGCCUGAUGCCUUCAGUCACAGGGCGAGGUAUACAGUUCAUUCAUUCAACAGUAGUAUUGGAUCAGGUAUUGCUAUCGGAUUGGAUUGGAAAAGAAUGGAUCGGUGCAUCUCUACUUUUUUCAUCACAUUGUGCUGCAGUGGUUCUUUUUUUUCAAGGCCUCCAUCGGGUUUCCUUGGAUGUAAAAAAAGACUUUUUAUUGUGGCGGUAACUUCUGUAGCAAUCAAGACAACCCUGGAUGUGAAACCCACACAUUCCUUACAGGAAAGUUUCCUUAUCUGGUCCCAGGAAACAGGAUAUAAAUCUUUCCAGACGUGUUUGCACUUUCAGGUUAAAUAAGUGACCCAACCGGAGGUUGACUAAACCUCUGACUCUUCAGGAUUGGUCAGUUCGGCGAACAGAGACAGAGUUUUUAUUACCUUUCAAACUGACUCCAUUACUGACCAUCUAAAUAAACAUUAACGUCUCAACCCAGAUCUCCCAUUUGAGAUUUAGCGUCUUAAAGUGUGUGAACAUACGGACCCCAGGAUAAAGGGGGGCCACUGACCUCCAGACCUCGGUCGUAAAACCCUGCUCGACCAUACACUGAUAAAGACUGCAUUCCUUUGGUGAAAGAAUACAAAUGACUGAUCAUGACAUCUUAUGCAUUCAGCAAUGUACUAAUCUGUCUAAUCAUGAAAUUUGUGUUAAAAUGAGAUGUUUCCCGUUUUUCUAUGUGCUUCAGAAGCCAAGUUAUCUUAUCUGACAGAAUAAAUCCUUAUUCUUUAGUUCUUUAGACCAACAGCUUUUCAGACUGUUUCAUGAACUUUUAAGAGUUAAAUUUAUCGACUAUGAAUCAUAACUUAACUCUAGGUAACAGAAACAGUUUAGAAAUGUUUGGUUUAUAUUGUAGAUGUUUAUUUAGUAUUUUUAACCAUUAGGUGGUUAUAAUGUCAUUGAAUAAUCUGAAUGUGAGUAUUCAUUAUCCAUUAUUAAUCAUGAUGAAGUUCAUUCACAUGUAUUUACUCUUUUGUUGUUCACAGUUUCCAUGUGUUACUAUCUGUUUCAUUUCAGAGUAAUUUAGCAUGUUUAAUGUGAUACUUAAAACAUAAUGAGAAUGUUUGAUGUGAUCCUACACUUCAUUCAUAUGUGUUUAGUGUCAAAUGAUUUAUCAUGAAACCUAGCAUUCAAUGAUAUUAAUCAUAGUGAGUGAGUAUCAGAUCUGACUCUUUUACCAGCCAAAAGUAUAAGUUAGAUCAAAUAAUCAGAGAUCCGAGUUCAUCUCUGCUUGGAGACCACACAACCCCUCCUCCUCUUUCUCCUCACACCCACACGCCGGAGACACACCCAGUGUGAGAAGAUAAAACCAGUGAAGUGGGGUUGCUCACUCUCUUAUGUCUCUUCUUAUGCCUCUUAUCUCUCUUAUGCUUCUGCUCUUCUGCUGACUCUCUUGUCCCCGGCUCUUAUGCCCCUUCUCUUCUGUCCACACCCUUCUGUGGGGCGUUUCUUUGUUUUCUCUUAGAACUUUUUCUUAGUCUUCUAAGUUUUACGCCACGUGUUGAUUCACGUUGAUUUUCUUUAACAUCGUCUUAGUUCAAGUUUUGAAACUUCAACUUUUUGUGCGCAUAGCAAUUCAAGAUUAAGCCUUUGAUUGAUUUUUCUUUAAAUUCGCGAAGCCAUUUUUGAAAGUUUUCUCUGCUCUUCGAGCCUCGUUUUUCUGAGUUUUCUGCGUGAUUUCAAAGUCACCUCCGAACGCAAUCCAACAGGCCCAGGUCAUCCUCUGUGCCAGAGUUUUUGAGUGAGACUAAAGAAGUACCCAAACGAGCAUCCACAGGAUCCACAGGCGCUGGUUUUUGCUUCGGGCCUGAGUGCUGCAACUCCUGGCUCAUCCUUCGGCUGACUUCAGUCGUCUUCUGAGCUGAACCGCUCGAACCGCCAGUAGCCCCGGACCUUCGGAACCUGCUCCAUCUUCUCCAAGGACCAGUCUCACUUAAGUAUGCAAACCUCCAGAGCUCCAGACAGGGUUGAUGCUGUCUCACGCGUUCAUAACUCAGAUAUCCACCUAUUUCUGGUGAUCUUAGAUUCCUCCGAAUCUACACCCGAGUUUAUCUCGACACCAAAGUUAGUGUAGGUUAAUAUGUUAGCGCAUAUUCACUCACUAUCAUUAACUUUAGUGCUCCUAGCCUGACUCAGAAUCUUUAUUUAUUCACCUAUUAUUAUUUAUCUUCAUUAUCUUAUCAUCAUUUAUUGCAUGUGUGUUGUACCAUCAUUUAUCCUGUAAUAAACAGAUCAUUAUUUUUCUAAGUUCCUGUCUGUUAGUGUUCUUCCAGAAGUGGAGUCCCUGAAAUUAGAAUUUCGACUUAAGAUAUGAGACUGAUUAAUUAAGACUGAUUAAUUAAGACUGAUUAAUUAAAACUGACUUGAUGUUUGAUUUCUGAAUUAAACUUUUGUUUUCUUUAUUUUCCCACCAUUAAGGGUGGGUGGUGCCCCUUUCAACGAGUGCAUAAAUGUCAUAAUUUGAGAUUAUUAAUCUUCAGACAUUUAUUAUAAAUUCCAAUCGCCAAGUAUUAUUUUGGUGCGGCCUUGUGAGGCUCAUUUCAAAUCGCUACAUAUAUUUUGGUGCGACCGUAUGAGGCUCAUUUCAAAUCACUACAUAUAUUUUGGAGCCCCUGCGUGAGGCGUUUCAAACAAAACUUCUGGAUACUAACAGACAACCUAAAACUUAGCCUUCCAAAUUGAUGAGAGAAACUUAUUUCCAGGCUAUUUUAGACUUAAUCACAAUCAAUGCUAUGCUUGCUGAAGUUGCUUGACUAAGUUCUGAUGUUUUCCUGAUCUAUGCAUAAAACCUUUAUGCUCUGUGUAUCACACACUUUUGUACUACAUGCCUGUAGUCUGUGUUUGAGCUGGACAGCGUGAAAUGUUGUUCUGAGUAGCAGCGAGACUGACUCUUCUGCUCGGUCUAGACUGUCCAAUAUUUAAGUGCACGAUUGUUGCGUCGCCGUACGCUUGUAUUUAAGGCCUUUGGCUGAACCCAGUGUUCGCGAAGCUCCGAGCUGUGGUUUCAAGCCCCUGAAGUCUCUAUAGUCUGCUACGAGGUUCUAGUAACUAUAUGGGAUUCAGAUUUCCUCCUUUCCCCUGACAGAUUAGCUACCUGUCACAGGAAACCACUGUAACAGUGGGAGGUUGUUGUUUGAUUGAAUUCAGGCAAAAUUUGUGUUCACAAAUCGCCGCAUUUGUGAUUUUAAAGUCUGCAGUUGAAUCUGCUGUUGAGGGAUUUGUCACUUUGAUUCUUGUCUCUAUAGUCUGCUAUGAAGUUCUAGUAACUAUAUGGGAUUCAGAUUUCCUCCUUUCCCCUGACAGAUAAGCUAUCUGUCACAGGAAACCACUGUAACAGUGGGAGGUUGUUGUUUGAAUGAAUUCAGACAAAAUCCGUGAUCACGAAUCGCCGCAUUUGUGAUUUUAAAGUCCGCAGUUGAAUCUGCUGUUUAAGAAUUUGUCACUUUGAUUCUUGUUCCUGUAAAUGAUUCUAUUGAACCAAUCUGCCUGAGCAGAUGGUGUAAAGUUCUAUGUUUGAGGGUGCAGACGCAGCCUGCUGUGAAAUGUUAACCCUUUGUUGUCAGUGGAGAGACUGACCUUUUGGACUUAAGCAGAUAAGGCCCUUCAAGGAGGCAGAGUCUAAAGGCCCCUUCCUUCAGACUUCCCAACACCACACAGCCACAAGAGGCUAAGUGGAUGACUGUUUCCUCUUUCCUUCUUCUUCUCCACUUGUGUUGAGCUUGUGCAGUUCUCCCAACUCCAUACUGCCCCACAUGGUUGCUUUUGGUAUUGAGCUAACACUGCUAUUGUCUGCCUGCAGUAUCAGCCAGCUGUACUGCCUCUCUGUAGUCAGUGUGUAACACUCUACAGACAUAACUCAAGUGAUUGACUUGGUUGAUGAAGUUUGGUAUACUUAUUCUAAAUCAUUGAUCAUUGAUUUUUGAUUUUUAUCUUUGUUAUAAGAGCCUCCAUAAGGUAUUGAUGAAGUAACUCCUUGAACCAAUCACCUGAUCUUGUUGUUACUUAUCACAUCAUUGAGCAGUUUUACUGUUCCCUAUAAUACAUGAAUGUAUUAACCCUCCUUAUAAGAUUAAUUAAUUAAUGAACAAAUUAAUUAAUAUUUGAAAUUUAUUUUACCAUUUCAGAUGAAUUGGGUAGUUGAAUCUUUAGCUUUAUUGCGAUUGGUGAAUUAACUGCAGAGUUAAUUCCUUAAAUUGACAAUUUCAUCGAUUUUUCCCAAUUCAUCCAACUGCACCAGGCAGGUUAUUUAAGCUUUGCUGAUCUCUGCAACACGGAGACAAACUGAACCCUUUAUUCAAUGGUUCUGUAUCUGAUGUUAAAUUUAAUUUAACAUCAUUUCAUUGUUUUUCAAUUUUGAUUGAAAUGAAUUUAACUUUAUGUUAUUUUUCUCUCCAUUAGAUAUCUACUCAGAUAGGCUCUUCCUCUUUAUCAAGCAUUGAUAAAUUAAGUCGAUUAACUCACUUAAUUUGAUAUUGUACUUCUUCCUUUCAGUUUAAGUCAACUCAAACUCAUCAACCAACCACCUGCACCUCUUUACCAAAACCAAACAUGCCUAACACAAAAGAGUCCAGCCAGGGAGACCCCCUGAGGGACAUACACACAGUGUUGGCAAACUUGACUAGUCAGUUGAUACCUCAGUACAUGACUAAGAUUCAAAAGGCCAAACCCUCCAAUCCGGAGGAUGCAAUGGCUGACUUACUGGAAACAGCCUUAACCACGACACUUCGUGACAAAGAGCUCACUAGAUGCAUGUCUGUCAUGAUGUCUUCUCAGCUUGAGUAUAAAGACUACUUGCUGGAAUGCGCUUUAGCAAAGAUAAAGGCGCAAAAAGACGAAAACAGCGCUCUGAAAAAGACGUUAGAGGAGACUAAGAAGUCUCUAAGUGUUUUAGAAAAACACAGUGCCAGAUGUGAAGCGUCAAAGCUUCCCUCACUAAGUCAUGAAGAAAAUCUUGAUCUCAAAGACAAGAUUGAAAGACUUAAUGAAACCCUUUACAAAAAGGAGAAAGAACUUGAUGACACGAAUAAGCAGCUUGCUAAGACCACAGAGGAUCUGAUACAGUCAGAAUCCCUACUAGAGCAAGCAACAGAAGAUGUAAAAACUUUGAAAGCAUUGGUCAAAGUGCGUGCUGAAGCUCUUGAAGCUAAGGAGAAGCAAACUUCUACCUUACAGCACCAGCUCCAGAUAGCUCAGAGACAGUUAAUUCUUUGUCAAGAACGGCAAGAAAAGACAGACAAAGAACUUGAAGAUGCCCAAAGAGAGUUACAAUGCUCCCUCCAGUCAGGUCGAGCCCAAAGAGAACGCAUGGAGCAAACUUUUCUUGAAGAAAUGAUAGGUGAUCAGCCUCCUGAGAGAGCGCCAUCACUUCCUUCCAAACCAACUCUUAAGUAUCUCUCUCAGCAUCAUGACAGGACCCUGCUUGACCCUGAGAGGUCAUCCUUAAACCAAGAGUCCUACUCUCCUCCUCAUGAUGGUUUUUUACCAUUUCCCUCAGACAGGGAUCUUGACAAAAUUGCUCGCAUCAUAGCACGCUUUGAACCUGAGCACCAAGGUGCUACUGACACCUGCACCUACUUGAAAGACAUUGACUUUUACCUGCGGAAAUUUCCAGGUGCAACCGUUGAUGACAAAAUCUACCUUAUUAAGGCGACGUCAAGUCGAGAGGUUAGCAGUUUCCUAGAACGACAGCCUUAUCAUGUCAGAAAUAAUUAUGACUUGCUCUGCCAAGCAUUAAUUGAAGAGUUUUCUGACUAUUUGACCCAGACAGGCCUCUCUGCUGCUCUGUCUAUUAAACAAGGGAGAUCAGAACCUCCCCAACAUUAUUACAACCGCUUACGCGAAGCUUACUUUGGUUUCCGAAAUGAACCAGAAAUGGAGGAGGACUUGAACUUCAAAACGCUGUUCGUCCAGAACCUCCACCCUACCACCAGUCAUCACCUUGGCGUCUUAGCUUGUCCAAACACUUCGACUAGCCGACAGCUUCGUGAACUUGCUGUAAAAGGUUUUGCCAAACAACGACAAACUUUGGCUAAGAAAGCAGAGCCCGUUACUCUCUUGGCUAUGGAGACAAAAUCACUGCCCAUGGAGCUGAACGAAGCUUCAGACUGUGUAUUUUCAGGCUCCGAUAAGCCUCUAAAUGAGUGGUUAACCAGGCCUCCAAAACCUUUUCGACCUCAACAAACUCACAAAGGUCAAAGUUACACACCAAGGCCCAGGUCUGACUCAGACCAAUGCCGGGUAAACUUUGAGACCAACUGUUGUUAUUCAGACUCCCGUCACGGUGGGUUUUAUCCCAGACAAAGGAAAAACCAUCGACACCGCCAAAGGGGGGUGAAUGACUGGCAGAAUCAGAGUAAAUUACACUCUCAGAAACGACGAUCUUAUUAUCCACCUCAAUCGGUUUCAUCCACUUCGAAGGUGAAUAAACAUGACAACUCAGCUAACCACUGAGAUUAACACUGCGGAGUCAUGAAGGUGUGAGUCCUGCGAAAGCAGAAGUCACCCAGCCAAAGCUGAAUGACUCCAAUAAGAUAUCCAAAUGCUGUGGUGAUACAUUGAUGACUGCAAUCCCAGUUGCUGCUUUCUUUGUUAGCAUUUGUCUCUCCUCUGUCAAUAUGGUCAGCUUGUCAGCUGUCAAAUAUCCCAUGAACAGAUUAAAAGCUGAAAUUUCUGUCAUUAAGACUCAGAUUGACAAAUUUCAGACUCAACGGCAGAUAAUUAGUCAAACCGAUAAGAGCAUCAUCCCCAAGUUUAACAGACAAAGUUUAAGAGAAACUCUGUACAGUAAACUUUUGAUGUUUGUGAUUCAGGUUGACUAUGCUCAUACACAGAUGGUUAAUAUGUCUAUAGCAGACAUUUCUUUUCCAUCUAAGUCUUAACCAUUUUUGAAACUGAAAUUGAACUUUCAGACUUCUCCAGCAAGCAUGAAAAACAGCUAUAGCUUUAGAUCCAGUUAGCAUUCAGACUAAAGAGUGCUUUUCUAAAUCUCAUUAAUACUGAAAAUUAGGAGAUUUUCUUUCACAUUAGUCUAUUACUGACCAUCUAAAUAAACAUUAACGUCUCAACCCAGAUCUCCCAUUUGAGAUUUAGCGUCUUAAAGUGUGUGAACAUACGGACCCCAGGAUAAAGGGGGGCCACUGACCUCCAGACCUCGGUCGUAAAACCCUGCUCGACCAUACACUGAUAAAGACUGCAUUCCUUUGGUGAAAGAAUACAAAUGACUGAUCAUGACAUCUUAUGCAUUCAGCAAUGUACUAAUCUGUCUAAUCAUGAAAUUUGUGUUAAAAUGAGAUGUUUCCCGUUUUUCUAUGUGCUUCAGAAGCCAAGUUAUCUUAUCUGACAGAAUAAAUCCUUAUUCUUUAGUUCUUUAGACCAACAGCUUUUCAGACUGUUUCAUGAACUUUUAAGAGUUAAAUUUAUCGACUAUGAAUCAUAACUUAACUCUAGGUAACAGAAACAGUUUAGAAAUGUUUGGUUUAUAUUGUAGAUGUUUAUUUAGUAUUUUUAACCAUUAGGUGGUUAUAAUGUCAUUGAAUAAUCUGAAUGUGAGUAUUCAUUAUCCAUUAUUAAUCAUGAUGAAGUUCAUUCACAUGUAUUUACUCUUUUGUUGUUCACAGUUUCCAUGUGUUACUAUCUGUUUCAUUUCAGAGUAAUUUAGCAUGUUUAAUGUGAUACUUAAAACAUAAUGAGAAUGUUUGAUGUGAUCCUACACUUCAUUCAUAUGUGUUUAGUGUCAAAUGAUUUAUCAUGAAACCUAGCAUUCAAUGAUAUUAAUCAUAGUGAGUGAGUAUCAGAUCUGACUCUUUUACCAGCCAAAAGUAUAAGUUAGAUCAAAUAAUCAGAGAUCCGAGUUCAUCUCUGCUUGGAGACCACACAACCCCUCCUCCUCUUUCUCCUCACACCCACACGCCGGAGACACACCCAGUGUGAGAAGAUAAAACCAGUGAAGUGGGGUUGCUCACUCUCUUAUGUCUCUUCUUAUGCCUCUUAUCUCUCUUAUGCUUCUGCUCUUCUGCUGACUCUCUUGUCCCCGGCUCUUAUGCCCCUUCUCUUCUGUCCACACCCUUCUGUGGGGCGUUUCUUUGUUUUCUCUUAGAACUUUUUCUUAGUCUUCUAAGUUUUACGCCACGUGUUGAUUCACGUUGAUUUUCUUUAACAUCGUCUUAGUUCAAGUUUUGAAACUUCAACUUUUUGUGCGCAUAGCAAUUCAAGAUUAAGCCUUUGAUUGAUUUUUCUUUAAAUUCGCGAAGCCAUUUUUGAAAGUUUUCUCUGCUCUUCGAGCCUCGUUUUUCUGAGUUUUCUGCGUGAUUUCAAAGUCACCUCCGAACGCAAUCCAACAGGCCCAGGUCAUCCUCUGUGCCAGAGUUUUUGAGUGAGACUAAAGAAGUACCCAAACGAGCAUCCACAGGAUCCACAGGCGCUGGUUUUUGCUUCGGGCCUGAGUGCUGCAACUCCUGGCUCAUCCUUCGGCUGACUUCAGUCGUCUUCUGAGCUGAACCGCUCGAACCGCCAGUAGCCCCGGACCUUCGGAACCUGCUCCAUCUUCUCCAAGGACCAGUCUCACUUAAGUAUGCAAACCUCCAGAGCUCCAGACAGGGUUGAUGCUGUCUCACGCGUUCAUAACUCAGAUAUCCACCUAUUUCUGGUGAUCUUAGAUUCCUCCGAAUCUACACCCGAGUUUAUCUCGACACCAAAGUUAGUGUAGGUUAAUAUGUUAGCGCAUAUUCACUCACUAUCAUUAACUUUAGUGCUCCUAGCCUGACUCAGAAUCUUUAUUUAUUCACCUAUUAUUAUUUAUCUUCAUUAUCUUAUCAUCAUUUAUUGCAUGUGUGUUGUACCAUCAUUUAUCCUGUAAUAAACAGAUCAUUAUUUUUCUAAGUUCCUGUCUGUUAGUGUUCUUCCAGAAGUGGAGUCCCUGAAAUUAGAAUUUCGACUUAAGAUAUGAGACUGAUUAAUUAAGACUGAUUAAUUAAGACUGAUUAAUUAAAACUGACUUGAUGUUUGAUUUCUGAAUUAAACUUUUGUUUUCUUUAUUUUCCCACCAUUAAGGGUGGGUGGUGCCCCUUUCAACGAGUGCAUAAAUGUCAUAAUUUGAGAUUAUUAAUCUUCAGACAUUUAUUAUAAAUUCCAAUCGCCAAGUAUUAUUUUGGUGCGGCCUUGUGAGGCUCAUUUCAAAUCGCUACAUAUAUUUUGGUGCGACCGUAUGAGGCUCAUUUCAAAUCACUACACUUCCCAGAGAAUUCGCCUCUUCCUUUAAAGAGCUGAGAUGUCUCCUAGGGAAUAAAAGUCAGUCACUCGCAGCUGGAGCCUCCAAAUAUCUCUGAUGGCAGAGUUGUCAUUCAUGUUGGAUUACAUGGUGCAACAAAGUGUAAGAGCCCGUCUCACCCGGUGGAUCUAUGUUUGCAGACCACUGAAGCGUCACCGAAACAGACAUGUCUUACAGCGGACGCUCUGAGACGAUCAAUCACAGGCCCUCAGCUCCUGCGAGGCUGCCACCUGGCUCGCUCAGAGGACAGGCAAAGUACAGUACAUGAUGGCGCCUUAACAAACCGCAGCUGGCUUUCCAAGAAUCCCCAAUUAAGAGCUCUGUUGAAUAAGUUAUGAGGACGCUGGUUUGCGAAACUGAUGAUCCUGCAGAGUUAGCAAAGAGCAGAGACACGUGAUCAGUCGAGAUGUUUAAUUACAGAGUGAUAAGGAAGUCGAACCCGUUAAUGUUUACUGUGCUCGUAAACUGCAGCCAUCUUUAAGGGGGGCUGAUGCCAGCAGGAUAUUAACGCGAGGGCUUUGAAAUGUCAAGAUGUCUGAUACUUUGAAAUCCUGGCUGAUGCAUGUUAAGUUUGGCUUCUUUACCAGUCAUUUCAGCAAGCAAACAGUCGACAGCAGAGCUUUGUUUACAUGGUAAACAUAUCUGGGAGGUGAACAAAGACUCAUAGUGUAGAGGAAAUACAAGUGGCUGCCUCUUAGUGACAAGGCCCCCCAACAGCUAUUGAAACACGGGGAUAAGUAAGUCUAAGUGAACGAUUUCAUUCUUUUUUCCCCCCUGACAGUAACACUGAUAAUAAAAGACCAAUUACAGUCAUUCUCUCCUUUCAGUACGUCAGUCUGGAACACAUAAAAAGCAGCUUUGCAUGAUUUGCAGCACAAAGCUUGUGGGUGCUACUUUCUUUACAGCAUUGCAACCGUUAAAAAAACCCCUGAUAGUUUUGCAGAAAACAUCUGAGGCACGCCAUCAGCACUCAGCUCCUGCUUGAACCGGCCUUUGUUUGCACCACGCACAGCUACACUGUGGCUACAAAACUUUUUACCAUUUUCUGGUGCCUCUGUCUUGAGGAAGAGAAAGUAACCAAGCCUCUCUAAAAAAACUCUUGUGGGCAAUUUUCCAGGACAUACUGAAUCAACAAAGUGCAGUACAGUCAAAACUGUAGCUAGAAAACACGUUCCAGAUCAUGCAUCCUUAAACUUUGCAGAGGUUUAAUAGUUUGGUCAUCCAGUGUUGUGUUAUUAUAUGGAUUUAGUAAAGCUGGAUUUAGCUGAAGAAACAGUCCUGCUUUUAUAAUUAUUUAUAUAAAAUAUUAAAAACUAAUGAUACAUUUGUACAGAAGAGUAUGGGGCCACUAAAAAAAAGGUCCAAUAUAUUUUUAAAAAAUAUUAUUCUGACUUUAAUCUUAGAAUUCAAACUUUUUUCAGAACAAUAAUUUUAAAAAAUAUAUCGUGUUUUUUUUUAUUUUUUUUAUUUUUUUCAGUGGCCCUAAUCCUUUUUUGACAAAUGAAUCGUUAGUUUUGAAUAUUUUAUAUGAAAAAUUGUAAAAGCAGGGCUGUUUCUUCAGCUACUUGUCUGACACCUACCCCCCUGCUGAUGAUCUCCUUUGCUUUUGCAUCGAUGUGAAUUUCAAUCUGUUUCAGUAAUAUGAAAAAAGACGUCACAGGAGCUUUGAAACUAGAACUCAAAAAAGAAGCUCAGACUGUUUAGAGAUUGUAUCAUCACAUCAUUUGCUCAGCAGAGAAGCUCCCGACUCCAUGGUUUGCAAAACUUUGAGCACUGCCUGUAGCCCGUGUAACAGAGCAUCACAGCAGAGAAGAUAAGACUGAUCCACAGUGAAUGAUCUUGAAUUUAUUUAGUUAUUUGUUUGGACAGCACCCCCCACAGUUCUGCGGUAAAGUCAUAAUGGUAUAAAAUCAAUGCACACAUCUGCACAGAAGAGCUCAAAACUUGCGGAUUGAUCUGUGAAUUUUUCUCCUCUUAAUCAAUCUUGUCGUUCCUUGAGCUCUGUUUCUUUUUCUGUUCUUCCAGCCAGCUAUUUGUCAGCUAAGUCAUGUCCAGGCACCUGCCUGAGUUUAUCGACCACAGCUGGGUUUAAUGGCAUUAUGCUGAUGGCUGCAGUGAUAUCUUUUGUAUGCCGCCUGUGAGUUGGGAAUUAAGUGUAGAGGUAUGGGGAGCCAGCAUCACCGUCUAAAUGCUAAAUGAAAUGGAAAAUAACCUGUUAUUUAUUUACCUGUUGUGUAGUUUUUUUCAGUUGGGUUAUUUUUCAUUAAUUAAUUUGUUUGAAAGAAGAACGUAUUGGUCCAUAAGAACCCAAACAACAUAUUUAACAUCUUAAUCUGGUUACUCUAUCUCUGUGUCUGUCUUCUGCAGCUAAAGAUCUCCUUCAACGAGUCCAGUCUGAGGAGCACGUACGAGUAUCCAUCAGAGAACAGCUGGGACAGCGGGGAGGAGGACGAGGGGGAGAAACAAGACGUGAAGGUGGCGGAUGAACAGCCAAGUAUGGUGGGACGCAUCCACAUCCCCCGACCCAGUUUUGCCAACUCUCCAACACACUUGAAUAACAGCAAUGGUGAGACCCCAAGAAAUGAGAGAAACACUUCAAACUUAGGGUUUUGUUCUGAAGUCAGAUGCUUGAACUCACCUAAAACCUUUAUAAAAGACCUUUAUUGUUCGAUUCUUCAAUUUUGGCAUCUUAUUGGCUGUUGGCUGCUUUGCUGUGAAAUAUUUUGCAGCAGAUACUCAUGGCCCAUAAAUGUUGAUCCAUGCAUUUUUUUAUCUUCUUAGCCACUUCAAACCCAUUUUUUCAUUGUUAAUAUUGAAUUUUCAGUCUAUUUAUGUAACUUUAUAGGAUGUUGAGUACAUGAAAGAUUGGCUUGGCAGAAUGAAAAGAGGGACUGUCUCACUCUGAUGUUUUUAUUUUAUUGUAUAGUAGCAUUUGCCUCAUAAUGUUUGAUGUGUAUAUUAGUAGUUUAGACAUGUCUGAGUUGCUUUGAGUCUACUUGUGUAGUAUGAAGUCCUCACAAGCUUAUCAAGAUCUAAAAUGGCUUACUUUGUCCCUCACGUUUACCACUGUAGCAGAUCAUUCAACACUUUCACCAUCCUUAACCUUUUUCUCUUUCCCUUUAAACAAUAUUUCAAAUUUUAAGGUUAUCAAAAGCCAAACAAACUUCUACAUUACCUUCCGACCACUUAAAUUUAAGAUCAAAUAGAGACAUGUGGAGAUUAUCAAUCUACAUAGAGUCAUAUGAAACUUGAUUGUCACUUUUUAAUAGCUCAUUAAUCCAGCAGCUUUUUAUGUACAGAGAGGGAGGACAAGAAGAGCAUGCAAGUUUGGGGAAAUUUGACGUGGGGAUGAAAAAUACAGGGGAUGAAUAAUUGGCAGGAGCAAACAUUGUAAGGCGCUUACAAGACAUGCAAAAACUAAAGGUUACAUAUUUAUUCAUUGUGCCACAUCUGUGUUAAUUGCUGUUUUUUUUGCUCUCUGUAUUCAAUUUUUACCAUUUGUGUUUUUAAAAAGUUGUAAAUUUGACUGUAAAAAGUGUGCAGAAACCCAAUGAAGGUUGCUGUCUGAGAAGAACACUUUUAGACAUCAUAAAAGCCUGUCAGUCAUGGUGGCACACUGACUUCAAUUUUACCUUCCUUAGACCAGAAUUUACCCAGUAUUUGGCAGUCACUGGUGUCCUCCAAAUCUUUAGUCCAAUUCAGAACCAAAUCUGGUACCUGGUUCUGUUAAACAGUCAGAAGUUGGUCUUGUAAGAACAGUUAUAAGUUUGAAUUCAAUAAAGAGGAUAACUUGAACGGAAUCUGGUUUUAUGACUACAUUGUAUCAGAGGAUAUUUACACUUGAUGCCAAGUCAUGGAGACUAUAACUGUUUAAAAGCAGCAUAAAGUAUGAUGACAGAGCCCCCUACUGGACAAAUCAGGAACUAUAUUUAAAAAAGAAUUGAUGGAUAUGCAAUGUUUGAGUUCAGCAGGUGACUUAUACAGUACAUAUUUUCAAAGUAACAGAAACUUGUUUCUCAUUGACCAUUUGGGCAAAAUGAAUGAAAUAUUUGAUGCUGGGAAUGAAACUUAACCUUUUUUGGAGGUAAAAAAAAUGGUUGAGAAUUUCCAAAGAGACGGCAACAAUAAACCAGGGAAGUGUGAAAUCAUGAUGUCUCUUUGUUGUCUUCAGAUCUUGCCAGCUACGUCCCCAAACACUCAGUGGACUUCAACACCUGGCAGGAGCAAAAACAUGAAGAGAGUGUUUACCAGGAGGAGACGGCUGCCCAGCAGACAGAGAUCACAGAGGAAGUUAUGGUCAGGAUAGCCUUUAUGUUCACAUCAAAUUGAAUCUAAUCAUUUCAAAUGUCUCUGAGUCUUUGAGUGGCCAUAUACUCUUGACCUUUUCAGUGAGAAUGAUGCACUCUUGUGCUGCCUAUGAAUAAUCAAAUAAAGAUGAUUAGCUGAAUGCUGAUUACAAACAUCAUGUGCUGCACGCAUCAUUGACACAUUUAAAAAACUGUCCUCUCUCUCCUCAGCUUACACCAGCAGACAGCUCUUCCCUGUCUGAUUACAGCAGCGAGCCGGCGCUCUACUUCUGA
Molecule: messenger RNA, 38456 nt
Organism: Xyrichtys novacula (pearly razorfish)
Lineage: Eukaryota; Metazoa; Chordata; Actinopteri; Labriformes; Labridae
Source: the annotation of a GenBank genome assembly